Messenger RNA from Brassica rapa (field mustard), 627 nucleotides. RefSeq lists its product as uncharacterized. Lineage: Eukaryota; Viridiplantae; Streptophyta; Magnoliopsida; Brassicales; Brassicaceae. The record is from RefSeq and is a predicted model, not a curated record.
AUGGUGUCGCGAUUUAAAACUGUGUUUAUGAUUCAAGCAAAUGGGACCUUUGGUUCCUCCUUCUCUUCCAAGGUCAUUUGGGAGUGUAUUAGAGUCCUCUCUCCGGUGGAAUCUUGGCACAAAGCCAUUUGGUUUAAGGAGUAUAUUCCUCGAAAUUCUUUCAUCUCCUGGCUGGCGCUUAGCCGUAGGCUCCCAACACGAGAUAGGCUAAGAAGUUGGGGUCUUAAGGUCCCGGAGCAGUGUGUCCUCUACUCUGCUGCCGUAGAAACCUACCAUCAUCUCUUCUUUGAGUGCCAAUUUUCAGCAAGCAUUUGGACUUUCUUUGCAGAAACAGUCUGGCCUAACCCACCUCAGGACAUUCAUUCUGCUGCGGCUUGGAUUUGUAUGGCCAGGAAUUCUUCUUCACCUCAGGCUAGGUGUAUCAUAAAGCUCAUGUUCCAGUCAGCCGUCUACUUGAUAUGGAAGGAAAGGAACAAGAGGAUCUUCACUUCUGUCUCCUCAUCUGCUAACUCCAUUCGUUGUGCUGUUGACAGGCAGAUCAGGGACCGCCUCCUAUCUAUCCCAGCCUCUCCCCGCAUUCAGCUUUCCAUGUUGCAGUUCUUCUUUGCCUGCACUAGGCCGCCUUGA